AUGGUGAGAGUCUUGUGUCUUCACGGAAAGCGACAGACGGGGGAAAUUUUUGAGCACCAGCUGAACAAACUUUGCAGGUUUCUCUCUGGUGUUGCCGAGCUUGAGUUUGUAGAUGCCCCAUGCGUUCUCACAGGUGAGAUGGUGACGGGUGACGCGGUGGCCACGCGCUCAUGGUGCGAACCAAAAGACGGCGGCACAAGGGACAGUUACGCGGCGGGAGACGACUUUGUGCGACGCUGCAUGACUUCAGGAGGCAGCCCGUACGAUCUUCUUUUAGGAUUUUCUCAAGGCGCACUUCUUGCGGCUCGCUACGUGAUGCUGCAGAAAAUGAACGGAGAGAGGGAAUACGGACCGCCAGUGAAGGCUGUUAUCAUUGCGGCGUCACCGGACCCACGCCGUGUCUUCCCGGAGUUUGUGGCAUCAUAUCUUUAUCACGUGCCGCAACAUGACAUCAACAGAACCGGCUUUUUGGGUGCCGUGCCCUCUUUGCACAUCGUUGGGGAGAAGGAUGCCAUCGUCGAUCCGGCGGAGAGUUGCUCCUUUGCGGAGGCAUGUCGACCACAGUCAGAGCUCCUUUUCCACGCCCACGCCCACAGCAUCCCGCAACUGAGGAGUGUUCUUGUUUCCAUAAAGUCUUUUAUUGAGCGCAUCACUGUCUAUACAGGGGAAAGGGGUGAAACGGACAAAACAGAGGCGACGCUUGAAAGGGAAAAUGGUGAUGAUGAUGAUAGCGGAUCCCUUGAUGCAGCAUGCGAAGAGGAGAUUGGGUUGUUGACAUCGAUGUAUGGUGAGGAGUGUGUGCAACGUAAUAAGACCCCAGUGGUUUUUUUGCCGCUUCUGCUUGACGGUGUGUCGGAUGAAGCGUCAGACAUGUCACUGUCGGCCCUUAGAAUUUGCAUGACUCUGCCAAGGCGGUAUCCGGCGGAGUUACCCAAGCUGGACGUGGUUGGAGGCCCUGCGGCUCAUCACGUUUUCUUUGAGCGCUGGAAGUUGCAGCUGAUUACCAAAACACUCGCGUACCUUCGGGACGAUUUGGGUGUUGGAAACGCCAUGCUUCUUCCUGCGAUGAUGUUUGCAGGCGAACAGGCGGCGAGUGACGUGGCGUUUCUGCGGUCGGUCAUGUCUGCCAAGGCGAGUGCCUCCGCUGCUCCGGAUGGCUCUGCGGCCCAAAACCUGCAGCAGCAGCAGCAGGAAAUAAACGCAUGGUGGGAUGCCGAUGGGGACGACGAUGAUGAUCGGUCCGCAUGUAUUGUGGAUGCCGAACAAAAUGCGCAGCAGACACUCGAGGGAAAUCCUCCAGAACGGGCGUUCAACGAACUGUCGGCAGCCUUUUUUGACAACUACCACCCGAAUUUGCGUGGUGGAGUUUUAGAGCUGACGAUUGGUCUCAUUGGAAAACCGUCGGCGGGAAAGAGCACCUUCUUCAAUGCCGUGACGGACCCGGACAGUGAGAGUAAGGCCGCGAAGGUUGCCGCCUUUCCAUUUACAACAAUUGAGCCCAACGUGAGUGCUGGUUUUGGCGCCGUUUUCUGCCCAUGCUGCAUUUUGUCAACUUCAUCAUCGCCUUGUGACGCCAUGUAUGGCCAUGUGCCGGUCGGUGGGGCUUUGUGUCGUCGACACCCCGUUAUCAUCAAGGACGUCGCCGGUCUGGUGCAGGGGGCUUAUAAGGGAAAGGGAAAGGGUAACCAAUUCCUCAACGACUUGUGUGAUGCGAGUGUUCUUGUGCACGUUGUGGAUGGGGCGGGUGCGACUAACGCGGAUGGGUCCGCGUGCCCCCCAGGAACAGGCUCUACAUGUGAUGACAUCACGUGGGUUCGUGCGGAGGUUCACAGUUGGAUCUAUGACAACCUCCGCGCGAAGUGGGGUGGGAUCCGGAGGAAACCGGAAAAAUUGCGCACAAUGUUUACGGGCUAUCGCAGCCCUCCUUCUUUUGUGGAUGGGGUGCUGCGGUACAUGGGCAUCACGAGCGAGGCAGAGUUGAUGAGCCAAUUGCCUGUAUGGAGGCAAGCUGAACUUCAUCGUCUUGUGGCGCUGUACGUACGUCUGCGGUUUCCCAUUGUUGUUGCGCUCAACAAGUCAGAUAUACAAUCAGUGGCCGGGGAGUUGCAUGCUGACCUUCAGCGACGUUAUCCUCACGAGAAAUUUGUGCCGAUGUCUGCAAAGGUGGAGUGUCAUCUGCUGCGGCAGAGCGGCCUUGUGGAAUACGUCUCUGGGGAUUCCUCCUUUCAAGAGAAGGGAAGCAGCGGCGACGGCAGAGGCUCGCUAAUGAGCCCGAUGGAGUCAAUGGCACUUGCGGAAGUGCGUCAGUUCUUUGGUUCUGGACGCACCCCCACCACAACUGGCGUGCAGGAGGUGUUGGCUGCGGCGUUGUUCCGCUGCCCCAUCGUUUUGGUGUUUCCCACCGUCUCAAUGAAGUUGCCGCUGCCAUCACUGAGGGAAUGCCUUGUGUUCAAGUCUGGCAGCAGCGCCGGCGAUGUGUUUGAGUCGCUCCUGCGUGCAAACUUAUUGGAUGGGAAACUUGUGCGCUUUGAGGCGGUGUGCGCGGAGCGUCUGCGUGAGGGCCACGAGCCGACGUCCCUCAAGAAGGAUGCCGCGCUGCCGGGGAGGCAUGUACUGGUGCGUGUCCUCACAAACAAGAGACAAUUGGUUGUGUGA
This is a messenger RNA of Trypanosoma cruzi, 2655 nucleotides long. RefSeq lists its product as uncharacterized. Lineage: Eukaryota; Euglenozoa; Kinetoplastea; Trypanosomatida; Trypanosomatidae. Bases 1 to 2655 code for a protein of 884 amino acids. The record is from RefSeq and is a predicted model, not a curated record. Gene Ontology annotation, molecular function: protein binding; ATP hydrolysis activity; GTP binding. The transcript has a single exon. Gene Ontology annotation, cellular component: cytoplasm.